This is a messenger RNA of Dermochelys coriacea (leatherback sea turtle), 2225 nucleotides long. RefSeq names its product transmembrane and ubiquitin like domain containing 1 (gene TMUB1). The transcript has 4 exons. The record is from RefSeq and is a predicted model, not a curated record. Gene Ontology annotation, molecular function: protein binding. The coding region runs from base 261 to 1091 and encodes 276 amino acids. NCBI's taxonomy places the organism in Eukaryota, Metazoa, Chordata, Testudines, Dermochelyidae.
AACUACAGGUCCCCGGACGCUCUGCGCUGGCGCCGGAAGCGAGCGGUCCGGGAUGGAGGAGGCGGGAUCUCUUGCCUCAUUCAGUGUCUGAAAGCUCACUGAGGGCUUGUCUACACUACCUGCCGGAUCAGGCAGGCAGCGAUCGAUUCAAUGGGGGUCAAUUUAUGGCAUCUACUAUAGGACGCCAUAAGUUGACCGCUGAGCGCUCUCCCGUCGGCUCCAUUUGGUAAUCCUGCUGUCCCCAGCACUGCCCAGCUGCCAUGGCUCUGAUUGAGGGCGUGGGGGACGAAGUCACCAUCCUCUUUGCCCUGCUGCUCAUCCUGCUGGUGCUGGUGCUUGCAUGGGUCUCUACGCACACCUCAGAGCGGGGAGACCAGGUCUUUGCUGCUUCCCCCCCUCUGGCAGCUGGGCAGCUUGGGGCAGAGAGCCUGCUGGAGGAUGGGCCGAGGGAAACCAGCAUGCAAACCCCAGCAGCAGGGGAGCCCAAGGAAGAAGCGGAGUCUUCAGCAGGUACCAUGCCAGAUGGGCCUGACGGUAUUGCUGCAGGGCUGAGGCACCGGGCCAACCCUGGAUCUCCACAGUGCUCCCUGCAGUCCCCUGGAGACAUAGGUGCCAGCCCCGAGGCCACAGACAGUAGCCCCACGGACCGCACCAUAGUGUUAAGGCUGAAGUUCCUGAACGACACGGAGCGCCUGGCCACUGUGUGCCCAGAGGAGACAGUCGGCUCUCUGAAGAGGGCCCAUUUCCCAGGCCAGGAGCACCAGGUGCGUCUGAUCUACCAGGGCCAGCUGCUGCGGGACGAUGCUCAGAGCCUGGCUGCGUUGCACCUCACCCACAACAGCGUUCUGCACUGCCACGUCUCCCAGCAUGGCCCAGCUCCCAUGGCUGCUGGCCUCCGGGCCACCGCUGACCCUGUGCACACAGCCCUCAACGUGGGCAGCCUGAUGCUGCCGCUGUUUGUGCUUAUGCUGGCUGUGCUGUGGUACUUCCAGCUGCAAUACCGGCAUGUCUUCACCGCCACCGCCACCUCCUGCCUGGCUGGCCUCACCUUGCUCUUCAGCUUCAUGGCCUUCGCUCUGUACCGCAGAUAACACUGCCCACGGAGCCUCCGAACCCCGCCAGCUGUGAGAAUACAUGCCAUUCUGGGCAGAGCCCGCCUGCCCACUGCCUCUGCGGCUGAGGGGAGCCCGGGCCAUUGGGCUGUACUGCUCAGCCGUUUUGGUGGGGCUGAUGACAGAGACCCCCUCCCCCCCAAGUCCACUGGGACCCAAGUCUGCUGUUGUAGCAUGAGUCCUGAUGCCCAGCAGGAGGGCAGGGGCAGUGACUGUGGCCCCUAUUUCCGAGUCCCAUACUCCCCAUUCCACCUGGUGGCUGAGAGGAGGGAUGCUGCAGUCCAGUGAGGUUACCCCCUCCCACAAUGGCACUCGGGUGGUUUUUGUCAGGGUGGGGGUAAGACCCUUAAUUAUUACAAGGGGGCAGUUUCUUCCUGCCUCUGAAGAAGGAGAGGGGACUUCUUGGUUAUAAGGAUCAAGCAGCUCUGCAGGACAGGCUAGGGUCUCCUCCUGAACUGGUUCCUCUGCUAGCACCUGCUGCUGAGGAUUGUGCUGAGCAAAUAGAGAAUCUGCUCAGACUCCAUCUGCCCCCCUCAUCUGCUCUUUGCACGUGCUUGUGCACAGACUGGGCCCUCGUGCUCAAUGCUUGUUCACCCACACACUGGCAUACAGUCUGGGUGCUGUUGCGUGCCCUUCUUUCCCCUGCACAAUCCAGUGUGCGCUCGCUUGCGCUCUCUCUCUCUCUCUCUCUCUCUCUCUCACUCACUCAUUCACACUUGCACUCACUCUCUCGUUCUCACACUUUCCUUGCUGUAUGGAGUCCUGGACCUCCUGCUGCCCUUGCACCUUGGUGAUCGAUUAGCCCAUGGCUGCAUGGGGGAGCAGUGCCUCCAAGAAGGGGAGAGCCCUGAAGGCAGAGAUCCUCACCCCCUGGGCCCUCUGGCUGGGCCCACAGCUGAUGCCUGAGUGGAAGUGGGGGGACACUGCAGCUCAUGCAGGGGCUGACUGCGUGGUCUGGCCCUUUGGGGAGGGUGCCCAGCUGUGGGAGGCCCAGCUGGCAGGGCACUGCCUGUCCUGCCCCCUAGGGUUCCUGGGGGGUGAUGGGGCUCGGGUCAGUGGAGCAUGUUUCUCAUUAAUGCUUCUUUUAAAAUUAAAAACUGUGAAUGACUAAAA